Rhagoletis zephyria (snowberry fruit fly) is the source of this 717-nucleotide messenger RNA. RefSeq lists its product as uncharacterized. NCBI's taxonomy places the organism in Eukaryota, Metazoa, Arthropoda, Insecta, Diptera, Tephritidae. The record is from RefSeq and is a predicted model, not a curated record.
UCAUGAAAAAUUUACAUCGACAACCCUAAGCAGUACUGAGUCAACAAAAGAAUAGAAUAAAAAUAGAGCAAUACUAAACUAAAAACGCAAAAUAAGUUGUCAAUAGAAGCGAAGUCAGUACAAUACUUAUUUGAUUCAGUAUAAAAUGCUUUCGUUUUUCUCUAAGAAGAAGCCAGAUUCACCGCCAGUAGAAGUAAUUCAAGGUCCUGCGGAUCCUACCCAAUCUAAUGAAAGCGGAGGUGGAGAUGAUUUCAUUUUUGUAGAACGCAAGACUUCUGACAACGAUCCUGCUAGGCUACCUACACAAGGUAUGGGGAUGUAUCCACCGAUGCCACCCACGUUUGGAAUGGGUAAAUUUCCGGGACCGCCUGUUUAUCCAUCGACAUCAAGCGCGGCAAGCGGAUGUGAUACCACGGCGCCAGUCCCAUAUGUUCAGGGUAUACCAUUCGAACUGGCGCCCCAACUGAGUACAAAAAGUGACUUUGAAAUAACACAAUUGCAAGUAGACAGCAUUUUAGCAUUGCUGACGCGUCAAAUGUCGGUGGACGAAAAUGAAGAAUACAAUUUUGCAUUGGAAAGGUCGAUACAAAACGAGUGCUACUAAUGUUUUCGGAGGACGCAUGCAUGUUGUUGAUAUCGCUUGUAUAAAACAACGUAUUUUUAUUUUAAUUAUUAUUUAGGUAUAAGAAAACCCACGAAAUAAUAAAAUUUAAAAAG